Messenger RNA from Drosophila ficusphila, 1208 nucleotides. RefSeq lists its product as uncharacterized. Gene Ontology annotation, molecular function: protein phosphatase inhibitor activity. The transcript has a single exon. The coding region runs from base 99 to 821 and encodes 240 amino acids. Gene Ontology annotation, biological process: regulation of signal transduction. NCBI's taxonomy places the organism in Eukaryota, Metazoa, Arthropoda, Insecta, Diptera, Drosophilidae. The record is from RefSeq and is a predicted model, not a curated record.
UCAUUCUAAACUCGUACUCGCUCUGAUAACUUUACCGACUACCUUAACAAAAAUUAGUUAACAAUUAUAUUUUGCACUUUCUUAGAUUUACACUCACUAUGACGGCUAAGAAGACCACGUUCGAUAUGAUGAACUUGGGGUAUCCUAUUAACUCGGAUCCUUAUGAGGUGGAAAGCCAGUCGUCGGUAUCGCCAAAGGAGCGAGCCCAAACAGUAUUGUCCCAUAAGGAACUCAGGUACAAGCUGUACAAGGAGGCCCAGAACAUGAUGCCGGACUUUCUUCGGGACCCGUCUUCUAGUUCGGAUGACUCCGAUGAUAUUGAAAUUCCAGAGACACCGUACGAAAGGGCACGUCGCCUAACCUUUGCUCGACGCCGCAGAUUGCACUACAAUGAGUUUGCCACGGUAGAACUGGCCAGGCGACUGAUCCACGAUGAGUUCAAUACCUCGGACACAAGUCUUCGCAGCGAGUAUGACGGCUUGCUCCCGGAAGCCGUAGAGGCGGAGUGUCCACCUUGUGAGGAGCAAUCCAAGGAGUCUAUUGCGUUUAUCCAAUAUAAUCGGCCUACAAUCACUUCGCAUAUGUCAGACGACAGUAUGCCGAAGGAGGAUCCUGAGCCGGGAUUCCAUCCCACUCAUCACUGCUACAGCAAGCUAAUAAGUACCUUCGCAAUACCACCAGUCGUGGAGAUUUCCCUACCCGAAUUCGGAACAAGCACUAUCUGCUGUACCAACUGCACCGAUACCAACUGCACCACCACCAAUUUCGCCACCAUCUGUGAAGGAAGAAGAACCCGAAGAACCGGAAGAACCAGAUCCUGAGGAGAAUCCCGAUAUGAACAUCGAUGUGUUAAAGCACACUCGAGUCAUUGACCGUGGCGAGCAAUUUGACUUGAAGAGUCCUGUUGAAAAAGCACGGAAAAGCAAUCGUUCAACCAUUUCGAAGAAAUCUAGAAGUUCUAAAGGGCGUCAGCUAUAAAUUAAAAUCAAAUAGCACACACCAAGUAAUUCAAGUUACGCAAGCCGUUGUCCGCUUUGGUUAAGGUUGAAAUGCUAUAGCCACCAAUGACAUAAAAAAAUAUUAAUAUUUUCAAGAAUUUAUAAAUAAAAUAUGGGGACAGAAAAUAGUUAUGGGUGACAUAUAACAUAAAUGCUUGUUCAGAGCCUACUAGUUUAAAAUCAUUUGCUAAUAAAAUUGCCAAGGCUUAA